AUGACAAGUAGAGAUAGAGAUAGAUUUAGAAAAUAUGAGUCUGGAAGUAAUAAAAGAGCACGUAAACAACAGAAGGUUGAGUUUAUAAAAAAACAAACGGGAUUUUUCAAUAAAUAUCUUAAUCCAACUACAUCUAAAGAGAAUUAUGUAACUGAUGUCCCUAAAAGUAAUUGUGAAUAUGUCAAUAUAACUUAUGAUAGUUCAACAAAUAUUUCUGAACAAAAAUCACCUCUCAUAUCUGAAACUGAUCACGUCCUUCAAGAUAACGUAUCUACAUCUUUCGAAAAUCAAGAUUCAGUAGAAAAUUUAUUAACGACUUCUAAUAAUAAUCAAUCAUCAGCUGCUAAAAAUGUAAGUAAUUCUACUUUUGAAUCUCUAGUAGUAAUGACUGAUUUAACUGACCCUGGAAAUUGGCCAAUCCCACUAGGUCAUGAUCUGUUUCCAAUAAAUGCGAAUGGCCUUUGUACAACAGGUAUAAAUGAUUGGAGACAUUUAUCAAGAAUCCUGAAUAAACAUGAAAAUUCUCCUAAUCAUUUACAAUCAUUAAAAGCUUGGCAUGAACUUAAAACUAGAGUCAGUACAUGUCAUACAAUUGAUAAUUACCAUAUGAAAAUUAUGGAAAAAGAAAAAGCUCAUUGGCGUAAUGUUUUAUUAAGAAUUCUUGCCGCAAUACAGUAUUUAGCCAAAAAUAAUGAUGCUUUAAGAGGAAGUUCAGAUGUCUUAUAUGAGAAAAAUAAUGGUAAAUUUUUAGGCAUUAUAGAAAUGUUGGCUAAAUUUGAUCCGGUCAUCUCUGAACAUGUACGUCGUAUUAAAGAGAACGAGACGCAUGUCCAUUAUCUUGGACAUACUAUUCAAGACUCAUUGAUUUCCACGAUGGCACAAGAAGUAAAACUUAAAUAA
Molecule: messenger RNA, 900 nt
Organism: Acyrthosiphon pisum (pea aphid)
Lineage: Eukaryota; Metazoa; Arthropoda; Insecta; Hemiptera; Aphididae
Exons: 2
Coding region: 1-900 (299 amino acids)
Source: RefSeq, a predicted model, not a curated record